AAGAGUUGAGAAACCUAACCGAACUGGACCGAACCGAAAUCGUGUAAGAGGACGCAGUUUUGUAUUUCAUUUAGCCCUAGUCCCUAACCCUCGCCUCGCUGCGUGCUGACUCGCUCACCUCACCCCACGCCGUCUCGCCUAACCCCGCGGGCUUCCUCUUCCCCUCGAGUCCUCGACGUCAACGUCGCCGUGUCUUCUCUCGACAGUUAAAGCACGAUUCUCAGUUCAAAGCUCGGUUCUUGGGGAUUAAAGCUCGACAUCGAUUCGUGGGGAUCAAAUUCCGUCUGCAAUUCCAGGUGUAGAUUUGCAUUAACCAUGGUUGAUGUGGAACAAGUUCUGGAAAGUGAUGCACCAAGCUCUCUAAUCGAUCAGCUUGGUGAUGCAUUACUGGAACUAAAUGCACACAAUGAUACUUCUGAGGACCGGGUUCAGUGGGAAGAAAUUGAAGAGCAUUUCCGCAACCUUGAGACAACACUGAGGAAGAAUUUUGAAGAGCUCGAAGCCAAGGAGAAGAAAUUUGCGGAGCAGGAAGCUGAAACCUGUGCUUCACUUGCGGAGAGAGAGGCAGCUGUUAUUGCUAAAGAGCAAGACCUUUUGGAUCGAGUGCAGGAGCUAAAAGAUGCAGCUGUUGCUGCUAUUUUUGAGGCACGAGUCAUUCACCAGCCAACAACUUCAAAACCUGUGGAUGAUGGGGAUAACAAAAACAGCAAGGUAAGCAGCUCUCUUGGUGAUACAAAUUCAUCAGAGGAGGAUUUUCCUCAUAAAACAGGUGAUAAUGCUGAGGGUACGGCUUCUGAGAUUAAGCCACGCCCAGCACUGAUGCAAUUUUGCGAGCAGAUGGAUGCAAAAGGGCUUCUGAAUUAUGCUACUGAGAAUUAUAAAAAACUAAAUAUUAUUCGUGAGGAACUUUCUGUUGCACUAGAAAGUGCAGGUGAACCAGCACGAUUGGUGCUGGAUUCACUGGAGGGGUUUUACCCUCCGGAUGAGACUAACCAACCAGAGGGUAAGAAGGAUGCUGCCCUUCAGGGCAUGCGCAGAUCCUGUCUAAUGUUUAUGGAAGCCAUGACUGCCUUAUUGGCAAAGGUUGACCCAGGUGCUGAUCACCUUUUGAACCCUGACACCAAGCAGCAAGCCAAAGCAAUUGCUGAUGAGUGGAAGCCUAAGUUGGCUAGUGCCGGCACUGAUGCUGCCAAUGGAAUUUCAUUGGAAGCAGAGGCAUUCUUGCAGCUCCUCGCUACUUUUAGGAUUGCUUCUGAGUUUGAUGAAGACGAACUCUGCAAGUUUGUUCUUGCAGUUGCUCACCGCAGGCAGACACCUGAGCUCUGCCGCUCUCUUGGUUUAACACACAAAAUGCCAGGUCUUGUUGAAUCAAUGGUCAGCAGUGGGAAACAAAUUGAUGCUGUACGUUUUAUUCAUGUCUUCCAGCUUACUGAAAGUUAUCCCCUUGUGCCACUUCUAAAGACGUACUUGAAAGAUUUGAGGAGAAAUUCACAAGGGGACAACACAGGAGAUGGUACUGGUGCACAGGAUGAUGUUAAUGCAAAAGAGCUUGCUGCACUGAAGGCCGUAAUAAGGUGCGUUCAAGAGUUCAAGCUUGAGGCUGACUACCCACUUGAUCCACUACAGAAAAGGGUCCAUCAACUAGAGCGAUCCAAAGCUGAUAAGAAGAGAAGUAAUGAAUCUAAACGUCAACAGCAAAAGAAGCAAAAAAUCAGUGGAAGAUGGCGUGGUUACCGUGGGCCAGGUGUUGCUGCAACCUCUGCCCCUGCUGCUGCUAGGCACGGGCAACCUGUUUUUGGUGAUAGGGCGGGAUAUGGUGGGAUAUUGGAGAGGUAUGCCCAGCGUCCACUCACAUACGAUUACCAAGUUCCCAGCCAGCCUGCUUAUGUUCCACAAGCUAAUGAUCAAAGGUUAUAUUACUAUCCCCAGGACGACAGAGUCAAACCAGCCCCUUAUAAUGCUACUCCAUCCAAUUAUGGCGGUUACGCUGGCAGUGGAAUGCAGUCUCAACGCCAGCCGUACAUGUAGCCAGUAGUGUAGAAUAGCCGGCCUAUGGGCAGAGGACGCAGGACAAAGCAUCGGAUUACCAUUUUGCUUUUCCCACCUAGCAUUGUAUUUUGAUGUGCCUUGCAGAUAUAUUUGCUGCUCGGAAUCUGAAAGAAUAUUUUGUUUUGGCUGCGAUUCCGGCUGGUGAGAAAUUUGUAGGAGUUAACUUUUCUAGUUAAAGAGGCCAUGAAGAUCUCCAUAACAGAAAAGCAUUGUACUGAAAAUUUUGCUAAAUGGUUAUGGGUAACUGUAGGCUUUCCUAUUGU
Molecule: messenger RNA, 2312 nt
Organism: Pyrus x bretschneideri (Chinese white pear)
Lineage: Eukaryota; Viridiplantae; Streptophyta; Magnoliopsida; Rosales; Rosaceae
Product: FRIGIDA-like protein 3
Exons: 4
Coding region: 316-2028 (570 amino acids)
Source: RefSeq, a predicted model, not a curated record